This is a messenger RNA of Aspergillus lentulus, 972 nucleotides long. Its product is annotated as aldo/keto reductase family protein. NCBI's taxonomy places the organism in Eukaryota, Fungi, Ascomycota, Eurotiomycetes, Eurotiales, Aspergillaceae. The record is from RefSeq and is a predicted model, not a curated record.
AUGGCGUAUUCUCCAAACGCGGACCUGAAGAUCGUCUUCGGGGCAAUGACAUUCGGCAAGCCUGGUCAGCCCUUAGCUAGACAUCUCAUUGAUCUUCCUGGUCUUCUCACUGACGGCCAUUUAGGGACUCUGGGCGCUCGUGUGCAUAGCACAGACGACGCCGGUCAAAUGCUCGACAUUUUCCAAGACCAUGGCCACAGGGAAAUCGACACCGCCCGACUCAAUGCGCCGGUAAUCUACUCCCACCGCCCGGAAGAUGUGCGCCGCGGUCUGAUCAACAGCCUGCGGGCGCUGGACACCGACAAAUUUGACCUGUUCUAUCUCCACGGGCCAGACCGGAAGACGCCGUUCGAGGAUACUCUGCGGGAGGUGAAUGCCUUGUACGAGGAAGUGCUGUUCAACCGCUUUGGCGUCAGCAACUAUAUGUCUUGGGAGGUCGCGCAGAUGUGCGAGAUCUGCGCGAAGCACGGCUGGAUCAAACCCAGCGUCUACCAGGGGAUCUACAGCGCGCUGCAGCGCAGUAUUGAGCCCGAGCUGAUCCCGUGUUUGCGGUAUUACGGGAUCUCGCUGUAUGCGUUUCAACCACUGGCAGGUGGCUUUCUCACGGGGCGGUAUCACCGCAACCAGACCGAGUUCGAAUCAGGGUCGCGAUUCGAUCCUAAAGGUGUUCAGGGCUCAUUGCGCCAUGCACGAUACUGGAACGAUGCCUAUUUUGACGCUUUGGAUCGAAUCCGCUCUGCUGCCGAAAAACAUGGUCUCUCGGUCGGUGAGGUCGCGAUGCGGUGGCUGAAACACCACUCGCAGCUAGCGGCGGCGCUCGGUGACUCCAUCAUUAUUGGGGCAAGCAGUGCUUCCCAUUUGACUCAAAAUCUGAAGGAUCUUGAGUGUGGGCCGUUGGCGGAAGAUGUCGUGACGGCGGUUGAGGAGGCUUGGUUGUGUGUCAAGGGCGUUGCUCCCAAGUACUGGCAUUAG